Messenger RNA from Vicia faba (fava bean), 849 nucleotides. Lineage: Eukaryota; Viridiplantae; Streptophyta; Magnoliopsida; Fabales; Fabaceae. The record is from the annotation of a GenBank genome assembly.
AUGAACUCACAAUCUCACUUCUUCAAUCUUCUCCUCUUCACACUUCUUCUCCCAUUUUCCCAUUCUUCAACCAAUGAACUCACUACCUUACUUUCAUGGACACAACCCUCCACAAACCUCCCUACACCCCCUUUUUCCAACAUAAACCCCCUAGACACAAAUCCAUGCAAAUGGUCAUUCAUAACAUGCUCUUCACAAAACCUUGUAACUGAAAUCAUCAUCCAAAAUGUCCAACUAGCCCUUCCUUUUCCUCCAAACAUCUCUUCAUUUUCCAAUCUUCAAAAGUUAGUUAUUUCAGGUACCAACCUCACUGGAACUAUUCCAUCUGAACUAGGUAACUGCCUUAACCUAAUCACCAUUGAUCUUAGCUCAAAUAGUCUUGUUGGUGAAAUUCCUUCAACUAUUGGAAACCUAAAAAAUCUUCAAAACUUGAUUCUUAAUUCUAACCAAUUAACUGGUUCUAUACCAUUUCACCUUGGUCAUUGUGUUAAUCUCAAAACCCUAGAUAUUUUCGAUAACAACCUCACCGGAAACCUUCCAAAUGAACUAGGAAAUCUUACAAAUCUUGAAGUUAUAAGAGCUGGUGGAAACAAAGAUAUUGUAGGGAAGAUUCCAGAAGAGUUAGGUGAAUGCAAGAACUUAACUGUUUUAGGGCUUGCAGACACUAAAAUUUCUGGUUCAAUACCUAGGUCAUUAGGUAAAUUAACUAAGCUUCAAACUAUAUCUAUUUAUAGUACUUCGAUAUCGGGUGAAAUUCCUCGAGAAAUCGGUAACUGUUCUGAGCUUGUUAACUUGUUUUUGUAUGAGAAUGAUCUUUCUGGUGAGAUUCCUUUUGAAUUAGUAGCUUGA